Lactuca virosa is the source of this 1197-nucleotide messenger RNA. NCBI's taxonomy places the organism in Eukaryota, Viridiplantae, Streptophyta, Magnoliopsida, Asterales, Asteraceae. The record is from the annotation of a GenBank genome assembly.
AUGGAUAGCUACGAUAUGUUACGUCCGAUCAAGUACACUCAACACAAAAACGUUACAACAAUGGUGGCUGCUAACCCAUUAAUGGCGGUGAAAUCUAAGAAGUUAUCUGAUCGGCAAACGGCGUCGUUGCCAAAAGUUGUACGGAUAUCGAUGACUGACCCUGAUGCUACCGACUCCUCCAGUGACGAUGAAGACGAGUUGUUUGGACGGCGGCGGGUCAAGAAGUAUGUCAAUGAGGUUAAUAUUCAAACCUCGUUAAAAACAGCAGUGGCUGCCGUCGGUGGUCGGAAAAAGACAGCGAGAAACGGUGAAGGGUCUCUUCAAGCUAAACAAAAGGCGAUGAAGACUGCCGGUGCUCCAGCAGUGCCGGCGGGGGGUAUUAGGAAGUUCCGGGGAGUACGACAAAGGCCAUGGGGGAAAUGGGCGGCUGAAAUUAGGGACCCAGCUAGACGUGUACGGCUGUGGUUGGGUACUUAUGAUACAGCGGAGGAAGCUGCUAUGGUGUACGACAAUGCCGCUAUUAAACUACGUGGGCCCGACGCUUUAACCAAUUUUGUGACGCCGCCGGCCAAAGAGACUACGCCGGAGAUUAACGUUCCGUCAACGUCUGGUUAUGAGUCCGGCGAAGAGUCAAACAACCUUCCAUCUCCGACAUCAGUGUUACGGUUCGAAAGCGAGAGCAACUCAAAAGAAGGACUUGAACCGGUCAAGGAAGCCGAGGAGUGUCAAUCAGACAAUGGGUCGGGUCAGGAGAGAUUUGACUAUCAAAUGAUCCAUGACCUUGGUGCGGGUCAAUUAGGAGAUUUCACAAUGGAUGAAUUAGAAAUUGAUGAUCCAUUCUUGGAUAAUCUAUUCGACUUCCCAACCCGUGACCCGCUCCUCUUUGAUGAAGAAUCACCAUUCCUAAAAUAUUCACCCAUCGAUGAGUUCGACUUACCUGACCCGAUCCAUAUUGAAAACGAAGCCCCAUCAGCAGAGUUUGUAACAGACGAUAACUUUGCGACACUACCAUUUGAAGACACCCAAAUAUGGUGCAAUGAUGCUACCAACAAUUCAUUAUGGGACGAAGACUUUGGAAUCUGUAAUGAUAUGAUGCUGGAUGUUACUUCAUCAUCGAUACUCAAGGUUGAUGACUACUUUCAAGAUAUUACUGGCGAUUUUCUUCCUGCCGAUGUUCUGAUGACCGGAUGUUUUUAA